UAUUCAAUGGGAGAACGCGCAAAGUUACUCAGUAAGCUGUGGUAUAAGUAAUCGGCAUAUACCUCACGGAUGGUUAGUCGUCGGUGUAUCUCUGGAGCUCACUAAUCUUCCUGUCUUGCUCUUCUGUCGGAUCAAAAAUAUUUUUGUUAAUAUUACCGUACAGUAUUCAAAAAGUACUAUCUUUAAAAAUGGAUAGAACCAUGCAAUCGACAACUAUUAGAUACCCCCAGAGGGAGAAUCAAGAAUGAGUUAUGAAGAAAAGGAAAAGAAAAAUUUAUAGCGUGAAAAAAAAUUAAUGAUAACAAAAUUUAAAUUUAAUAUAAAUAUUAAUGAAGAACUGAUGAGGGAGUGUAAGUGUAUAGAUCUUACAGGGUGGUUGGUGCAGCAGGUGCAAGUGUCAAUGUUGGUGAAGUCAACGUGGACUGGAGAAGUGUCAUACUGGCGGACUUUUUUAGAUGAUGGAACUGAGCUGGCUAAACGAAGUUACCACAGUGAGCACGAGGUCGACUCGCUUGCCAUUGCAGUGGGAUCGUCGUUGGUGCUUGCAGCAAGUGAUAAUAGAAGAAUCAUUCGCGUAUGAGUGUAAUUAUUGGACUGAGGAGAAGAAAGACUACUUGAAGCAUCAUCGUCGAGAAAAAUCAAGUACGGUGGCGCGGCGUCGGGUGCCGCCACCAGCAAAACGAGCAAGAAGUCAAAAGAAGAAACCAAACGAAGAAUCAUUGUUGGAGACCAAGACGACAAGACAAAAAGCAAAAGCAGGGAGAGGUUCUUACAGAUGCGGUGCCCGGUGGGGCCAGCCCGCGGCGGCGUGACGCGAUGCGGACGCGCCCCUCCUGUACGAUUCUCGAGAAUCUUGGGGAAAAAAAAAAGCGUCGACGUGGUGAAACUAUUUCACACCAAAAAGAAAGACGAGGAAAUACUAGAAAUGCAACGCUUCUUCUCGUUGCAGUGGGAUUGUUGUGGACAAUGCGAAGUUGUGAUGCUCUUACAGCACCCGGCACCUCACAUCAACAGCAGCUCAAGUAUAGCUCGCGUCAAGUCAGAACUCGUUAUGGAACAUUGCGCGGCAUCGUUGCCCGUUCCAUGUCUGUUGAAGGUGUCGAAGCUUAUCUUGGUGUACCGUAUGCUACGCCACCGUUGGGUGCGCUUCGUUAUAUGCCACCCGUUACACCAACUCAAUGGAGAGGUACUAAACUUGCGGAUACGUUACCUCCUGCGUGUCCACAGAAAAUACCAGGUUUGGAGCCAAAUCUGCCUCGUCGCAGACGUGCUUACUUCGAUAAUAUUAUACCUUUACUUACUAAUCAAAGCGAGGAUUGCUUAUACCUCAAUCUGUACGUUCCACGGCCACUCCACGGCAGUAGCACAGAAUUGCUGCCAACUUUGCUUCUUAUUCAUGGGGAUUCUUACUCGUGGGGAGCGGGUAAUCCUUUGGAUGGUACUGCCUUGGCCGCUCAUGGCCGCAUCAUCGUAGUAUCAAUUAACUUUCGUCUAGGUGUCUUGGGUUUCCUUAAAACUGGUACGAAAGGAAGUGCCCAAGGUAAUUAUGGUCUCAUGGAUCUUGUUGCGGGCCUUCAUUGGCUUCAUGAAAAUGUUGAAGCUUUUGGUGGUGAUCCCGAACGUUUAAGUAUUCUAGGAUUAGGAACUGGAGCAGCGUUAGCUAAUUUUCUAGCAGUAUCGCCCAUGGCUAAAGAACUCGUUGAAAGAGUUAUACUCUUAGGUGGUUCUGCUUUAUCGCCAUGGGCGAUACAACGAGAUCCUAUCACAAUUAAACGACGAGUUGCUGAGCAAACUGGAUGUCUCGGUGAUGUUGAAACUGAUGAUAUUGCUAUAUGUUUACGAUUAAGGAGUAUUGAAGAAUUACUUAAUGUGAAUCUUGAUACCCCAAGAUUCACAUCAGGAUUUGCACCUUUUAUGGAUGGAACUGUAUUACCAUUGGGUUCUCAGGUAACACAACCUACUGCUUCAUCAGCUGGUAUUUUGCCAUUGGUACCAGGACCAGGCAGUGAAUUUGCUGCGUUAGGAAAUCGAGAUCUUCUUAUGGGAUUAACAUCAUGCGAAGCAUGGUUGGAUUUAAGUGAAGAUGAUUUAAAAAAUGGUAUCAAUGCAACUAGAAGAGACCGGAUUCUAAGAACAUACGUUCGAAAUACUUACCGUUAUCAUCUUCAUGAAAUUUAUUCAACUCUGAAAAAUGAAUAUACCGAUUGGGAUAAAGAUGAACAGAGCCCUAGUGCAAUUAGAGAAAGUUUAUUAUCUUUGUUGGGAGAUGGGCAAGUUGCUGCUCCACUUCUUAGAUUAGCAUUAUUACAUUCAGCGUCUGGUGGACGAGGUUAUCUCUUUCACUUUCAACCUGGUGAUCAUCCAAGUCAACGGGGAGAUGAACUUCCAUUUCUUUUGGGUAUACCACUCCUUAGAAAUGAGCCAAGUCGUUGGCUAUACUCUGUUAACUACACCAUUGAAGACGAAAGUAUUUCACGUAUGCUUGUACGUUACAUCGCAAAUUUUGUACGUAGAGGAGAUCCUAAUGAAGGGAAUCCGACUAAUGAAAAAUUCACGAAAAAUUCACCUUUUUGGGAUUCUUAUGACUCGAUAAAUCAGCUCUAUUUAGAAGUCAGCAAAGUAACAGAAAUGCAUCCUCACUAUCGUGGUCACAAGAUGUCAUUGUGGCUCAAUCUUUUGCCGCAGUUGCAUCGGCCAGGUUACGAGAUCAGUAUGCGUCAUCAUCAUCUGGCAGAAAGCCCAAGUCUUUAUGAGGGUGCGGUACGACCUCAGACAAUGGCUCUGCCACUUCCACCACCUCCACUUUCCAUACCUAUGCCGACAGAAGCUUCCAUAUCUUCAAAACCUAUCGAAAGUACAGAGUGUGCUCCCAAUAUUUCAGUUAUGCCUAUGAGUACAGUGGUACCUACUCGUUCUACUCAACAACCACUACCUAAAUUAUCACCAGGACCUAAUAAUCUUCUGCGUAAAUUUGCAUCAAAUCAUUAUCAAAGUUAUACAACAGCAUUAACUGUUACGAUUGCUGUUGGCAUAUUUCUGUUAUUACUAAAUAUUCUCAUAUUCGCUGGAAUUUAUCAUCAGCGAGAUCGCAAUGCAGCAGCUGCUGCUGCGGCGUCUACAAAUUCAUCAAUAUCCUUGGGCUUUGCCGAACACAAAAAAAAAGAACGACUACUUGAAGCUGGAUGUUCCGGACUUGAGUCAAUAAGUGCUAGUGGAAAAUUAUCACGGUUGUCUUCGUUUGUCCUCAAUGACUCAUCUAUUUCAUCAAGUCCUUCAAUUCACAAACAUAAACUUGCACAAGAACUCGAACUACAAUUACAAGAGUUUCAAUGUUCACCACCACCUGGUGGAGGUAAACGAAUGUCUUUAGAUCCACCGUCCUACGCUAUAAGCAAAAGUCCUGGUAUUAAUCGUAGUCGUACGCCUUCACCGUGUGUUGAUGUUGCAGCACAAAAUAAUCAAUUAGAACCACAUGAUCAAGGUAUAGUUGAUGAUGACGAUGAUGAUGAAUUUUUACCUGAUCCACCUCCACCGCCCAAGGUACCUGCACCUAAUGUUUGUUCGGGAAUUCUGCGACAACCUGGAACACCAGGUAGUGCUAAAAAGCGUGUGCAAAUUCAGGAAAUUUCAGUGUAAUAAAAUUAUACAUUUAUUAAUAUAAUGGAUUUGAUGACAUUUUCCAUCUCAGGGUAGAGAUAUAAACUAUUGAAUGUUAUUUGCAUUUGAUGUCAAUGCCGUGUGGAAUUUUCCAAUAACCGAGGAAUUGGACUUGUGGUAUUUUUCAAGAAAAUUAUCAAUUUGUUGUACUAAUUAAGUUAUUUUUCAUUGUGGAACGCUUACAAAUAUUUAUAUCAAAUGACUUUACAACUGCCGUGUUAUAACAAAUGCACGUUAUAUAGAUUGAUAUAAACACUAUAAGGAUAUAUAAUAGCAUUUUGUUAGAACACAUUACUGCAUAUU
Messenger RNA from Microplitis demolitor, 3960 nucleotides. RefSeq names its product neuroligin-1. Lineage: Eukaryota; Metazoa; Arthropoda; Insecta; Hymenoptera; Braconidae. The record is from RefSeq and is a predicted model, not a curated record. The transcript is spliced from 6 exons. Gene Ontology annotation, biological process: modulation of chemical synaptic transmission; chemical synaptic transmission; presynaptic membrane assembly. Gene Ontology annotation, cellular component: synapse; cell surface; postsynaptic membrane. Gene Ontology annotation, molecular function: signaling receptor activity; neurexin family protein binding. The coding region runs from base 817 to 3636 and encodes 939 amino acids.